AGUUUGACAUUUGAGAAAGUCCGCGACGGACGUAGUUUUUUUGCGUGUUUGGAAAAAGUGUUUUUGGGCAGUGUUUGAUGAAAUAAUUUGGAAAAAAUGGUGUUUGAGAGUCUUGUAACAGACCUCCUUAAUCGAUUCCUUGGUGAAUAUGUGGAAAACUUAGAUACAAAACAGCUGAAAAUCGGAAUUUGGGGAGGGGAUGUGGUUCUCAAUAAUUUGAAAUUGAAGGAGAAUGCACUGGAAGAACUGGAUUUGCCUAUUCAGGUGCCUUAUGGUUACUUAGGUAAGCUGAUCCUUAAGAUCCCAUGGAAGAAUCUUUAUACAGCCCCAGUUGAAGCUACCAUUGAGGAUUUGUACAUAUUUGCAAAGCCAACAAAGUCUGUGGCUUACAAUGCUGACAAAGAGGAAAAGACAUUGUUGGAGGCCAAGAAGGCCGAACUCAAGAGGAUCCAGGAUGCCAAGGCAAAUCGUGAGGCGGCUGAAAAGAUGAAAGCCGACAAGAGUUUUACGGAGAAACUCGUGAUGCAAAUUGUGAAUAAUUUACAAAUUCGCAUUUCAAACAUUCAUAUUCGCUAUGAGGAUCACAGUGCAGAGGGUAGGCAAUUUGCUUUUGGUGUUACCUUGAAAAAUUUCUCUGUUAAUACGACGGAUGAGAAUUGGAGUAAGAGUUAUUUGAAGGAAGUUGUAUCAAAGGUGUUUAAGAUGGCAGAAUUGGAGGGACUUGCUGUCUACUUCAAUUGUGGCACAGAAUCUUUCGAUGGAUGCGAUGAUGUUGGGUUGAGAGAUAAAUUUCAGAGGACAAUUGCAACAAAAACCAUUCAACCGGAAGAAUUCAAAUACAUCUUCGGUCCAAUAAGAUCAAAUGCAAAGAUGAAACUUAAUAUGUCACCUGAAGAGGAUUCACCUAAAUUUACAAUUCCCAAAGUUGAAGUUUUUCUCAGUUUGGAACAAUUUACCGUGGGCAUUUCGAAGAGUCAGUAUCAAAAUGCCAUUGAGUUGGCAGAAUCACUCGAUCGGAGUUUGAAAGGGGCUCCGUAUCGGAAGUUUCGUCCAUUUGAUACGCCAAUCAAGGGGAAUGCAAAAGUUUGGUGGCAUUUUGCCUACAAUUGCAUCGUCGAGAAGCAGAUCCGAAGGCGGAAGAGUGAAUGGCUUUGGGACAAUAUCCGGGAUCACUGUGUAAGGUGUCGGGAAUAUUCUGAGAUUUACAAAACUCGAAAACUCGCCAAGAAACCAGAUACCCAAACCAUUGAACGUUGUGAGAAGUUGGAGGAGAAAAUUGAUCUAUUCAAUCUGAUUAGGAUUCAGGAAGUUGUUGAUAUUGAAGUGGCGAAAAUUAUUAAGAUCCAGGAACCACCAGCAAAGUCCUCUUGGUUCGGAUCGUGGUUCGGUGGGGGAGCAAAGCAAGAAGAGAAAGAACAGAGUUCAGCAAUUCUAACGCAGUUCAAUGAAGCAAUGACCAAUGAGGAGAAAAAUAAAUUGUACAAUGCAAUUGGUUACAGUGAAAAUUCCAUUCCAACAGAACUCCCAGAGGACUAUGUUGCCAUGCGCUUCCAUUUCCAACUCAAUGUUCUCGAAGUGGCCAUAAUGAAUGAUCAAUGUGUGAAAAAUGACACUCAAAACGACAGAAUUCUCCUGCUGCAGCUUCGAGAAGUUCACUGUGAUAUUGAUCAGAGGCCCGCAGCGGCUGCCAUCAAGAUGAAAAUGAACCUAAAAACCUUCUCAAUAUUCGGAGUGCAGCAAGGCAAUGCAACUCCCAACAUUAUCAAGUCAAAAUGCGAAGAGGAAGGUAAUCAACUGACCCUGGACUUUGAAACAAAUCCACUUGAUCACAAAUGUGAUCAGAGAAUAAAAUUGCGCACAAAACCACUCAAAAUAACGUACGAUGGCGAAACAAUUCUGCAAUUACUAGAUGUUUUCAAGCCGCCAAAAGAUGUGAAUAUUUCUCAAAUUCAGGAUGCUGCCUCAGACAGACUGAGCAAUGUCAAAGAACGAUCUGCCACGGGAUUGGAAUAUAUGAUUGAAACGCACACAAGGCUCGAUAUUGAUAUUGUACUGAUGCCAGUUUAUCUCAUUAUACCCUACAAGGGUGUCUACCUAAAUGACAAACACUCAGCACUCGUUGUCAGUUUGGGAACAUUGUCUCUACUCUCAGCUCCGCGAGCCUUGGAGACCAAAGAUGUCCGAUCAAUGUUUCAGAGUGGCAUCAAAAUGGAAGAUAUUAUGCAGGAGAUGAUGGAACAGAGCUAUGAUGUUUUUAAUCUCAAAAUUGAAAACUUACAGGUUCUUUUCGUGGAACCCAGAGACAACUGGCGAGAUGUUUUGCUAAGUGGUGAGAGGACAGAUAUGCACUUUGUGGAACCAACGACUUUAACCCUUUCUGCACACGCUUGUGUUAUUGAUGAUGAUCCUCGCUUGCCGAAGAUCAAAAUAUCGGGAGAAUUGCCAUAUUUUGGUGUCAGCAUGUCACAGCAACGUUUCCUCGACAUGGUUGACCUACUUCUGAGUAUACCUCUUCCACAGGAAGAAGAAACUACUCCGAAACUCCCAGAGAAGGGUGGAAGUCUCUAUCAGUCCACAGCAUCAUUGGCAGCUAAAUUUCUCGAUUCAGAGAAGGUCAGGGGGAAGAAGAAGCUUGAGCAGUCUGGCGAGAUAACUGAGGAAAUUCAGCAAUUCACAAAUUUAACUGUGAAUUUUAUUAUCAAUGAAAUAUCCGUUGUUCUGUUUGAGAAUAAUAAGUCGGAGAGUGAACUAUCAACGCCAAGUAAUUAUGAAACUCCAGCUGAAGAAUUCACCUCAGCCAUAUCAACUCCCUCUGACAAAGGAACGGGAAAUGCAGGAAAGAGGAAGAUCAUAUCGUUCAAAGUUAUGCAUAUUGGAGCGUCUUUGUUGCAGAGAACUUAUGAUCUUAAGGUUAAUCUUCGCCUUGGUGGAAUUGCUCUUGUGCAGUAUAUGUACAGGAAUAAUGCAGAGAGGGAAAUUGAUGUGAUUUCAACGCCAGGUUUUAUCAAUGGGUCUGAUUAUCUGCUCACCAUUGACUAUCUCAAUGUGAACAAAGAAUCUCCAGAAUUUGUAACGAAGCACUCCUCUGUUGAACAAUUGAUUGAGAUAAAAUUCUCAAUAUUCAUUCUGUUGUUGCAUCAAGAAGCCAUAAUUGAAUUUCUCCGGCUGGGUGAUGAGUUGAAGAGGAAGUUAUUGGCCAUAACGGAUCAGAAAACGACUCAGGAAGGACUCAAAGCUGAUAAGAUCGUGUCUGCUGGGAGUCCGAUAAGGAUUGAAAGUGGACUUCCGACGAUUUUUGAGGAAGAAGGAGGAAAGCCAUCCGCCGAACGAAGUCAGAAAAAACGUGUCAAAGUUGUGGACAGUAUAAAAGUGAAGGUAUUGGCUAAUCUCAAAAGUGUUACCGUGAAGAUUGAGAAUGAACUAAGACCGAUUACUACCUUGCAAAUUGAGAAUCUAAGUGCCAGUACAAUUAUCAAGUCGUCGUACACAGAAUUGUGUCUAAAUCUCAAGAAUAUUUUGAUUUCGGACAAGAAUUCUGCUUCCAUUCACAAAACAAUCAUGUCAGUGAUGGGUGAUGACGCCAUUAAUUGUCGAGUUGUUUUGUACAAUAUCGAUGAGACGUCGGUUUACAAUUCCGAUGACAUUAAGAUUGAAGUGUCAAUGGGCGGGAUUAAGGUGGUCUUCUUGAAUUGGUACAUUCAGUCUGUGCUGAAUUUCCUGGAUAACUUUCAAGCGGCUCAAGAAAAAAUUGCCGAAGCUGGAGCAGCUGCAGCUGAUGCGGCAAAACAGAACGUUGUGGAUGCUUAUGCCAAAGCUACACGAAUGAAUCUCAAUGUGAGAAUUAAGGCACCAAUUAUAAUUCUCCCCGAAGACUCUCAGUCAUUCAAUGCUCUAUGCCUCGAUCUUGGGUACUUGAUUGUCACUAACAAUUGCUAUGAACUGUCAGCGGUGAAUGCUGAAAAUGUCAAAGCUGUCAUCGAUGACAUGAAGUUGGAUUUGAAAGAUUUGAAGGUGUCAAAAGUGAAUUUAUAUCAAGACGAUAAUGCAGAUAUUUCCUUCAAUGCCGACUCUGACAGUGUCAUACUCAAUCCGACAACAUUUUCUCUCAAUAUCAUCAGAAACCUCUCCGCGACCUGGUACAAAGACAAGCCGGACAUUGAAGUAUCUGGAAAGAUGAAUUCAAUUGUCAUUAAUAUGGAUGCUAGUGAUUAUAAAUUGAUAAUGGAUAUUUUGGGGAAGAAUAUGCAAGAAGGUGGAUCUGAGAGAAAAGUACCACCGCCGAAGGUUGAAUCAGGCAAUCGUGAACAACUCUUGGUUAGUGAAGUUAAGGUGCAUCAAGAAAUGGUGAAGACACCACAACCCAGUGAAACGAGUGAUCAAACUUUAGAUGAGUCUAAAGGAAAUUUAAUAACAACUUUCCUCAAAUUCUCCUUCCAAAUGGACAGUCUGAUUAUGAAUCUCUCAGCGGAACCUGAUAAAGGAUUAGCAUCUUUUGGCGUCUAUGUACUCUCGAUCAAAGGUAACAAACUCGCUGAUGGAUCACUCAAUGCUUCAAUAGUCCUCUGUGACAUCCAAUGGGAUGAUAUUCGUCCACAGAGAGAAAAUAUGAUUACAAGAUUCAUGGGAAGAAAAGUAGGAAGUGAUGAAUGUAGUGCAAAAUCAAUGAUUGACAUUACAUGUAGCAUCAAGGAGACCUCGAUCUUUGCAGAAUUACGAAUUCGUGGUUUUGAUCUUAUCAUCUCAAUGGACUACAUUAUGAAACUAAUGAACUUUUUGAGUUCACCAAAUUCAAGUGAGAAAACAAGUGGUCUUGAUCCGAAAAAGAUGGAACUAGCAGCAGCUCCCAAAACACCAAAAGACACUCAGGUUACUCCAACGCUUCAGCAGAAUCAGAGCAGUAAAAUAACUCUGAUUGUAGCAAUUGAGCAACCGGAUGUAAUUCUAGUGGAGAAAAUGGAUGAUAUCAAUUGUCACGCAUUGAUCUUGAACUGUGAAGCUGGUUUGAAGUUCCGGCAAUACGGAGAGAAGCAAAUGAUUCGUGGAGAUAUCACGAAUUUCAACAUUCACAUGUGCGAAUUUAAUCCUUCACGCCGAGCUAUAACGCGCUACUAUGUUGUAAAACCUGUGAAUAUCAGUCUGUCGGGAUCAACCCCAGAAACUGAAGGCCUUCAUUUGGCACUGACAGUAUCAAAUGUCGAAAUAUGCAUUUCUCCAGGAACUAUACAGCUUCUCAAUCGAAUUCUAGCUACAAUGAAUGAACAAGAAAAUUCAAACACAGAUGAAGCUGAAGUAAAAGAAUACGUUGAUCUUUGGGAUGUACAGCAAUUCACAGAUUCCGAAUUCUGGUUUACACAAAUUGAAGAGGCAACGGAAGCUAUUGAAAGCCCAACUGAAGACUACAGUCCAAUUGUAAAUCACAAACUCGAAGUAUGCACAAUAGAAGUGCCUUCGUUUAUAAUUAAAGUUGAAUCUGGAUUUGGAUAUUACACGAUCCCAAUGCUAAGGAUUGACAGUAAUAUGUUUGUGAAGGUCUGCAACUGGAGUUCGGAUUUAGCAGCCGAGGGAACACUUCAAUUGGGCAUGUCUUACUACAACAGCAGCUUGGCUCUGUGGGAACCCCUGAUCGAGCCGAAUGAACGAGAACUACCAAACGGUCUGAUUGAAUCUGGAUCCUGGGAAUUGCAAUUCAACGCAAAGAUGAAUCAGGACAAGCAAGAACUUCUAGAUGAAACCCUAGAGGAGAAGCAACCCCUAACGAAAAUCUCUGUCACUGCUACGGAGACAUUAGAGUUGACAGUGACCAAAACGUGCCUAGAAGUACUGCAGAAUCUCGGAAAAGGAUUUAGUGAAGCAAUAAAUUCCCAACUCACUUCGAUCCAGCAAACAGCUCCAUACAUCAUUCAAAAUGACACAGGAUUCGAUAUAACAUUCAAUCUUCAGCGUGGUGGCUUUAAUCUUCACACAUCGCAUCUACCUCAAUCAAUUGAUAAGACUGAGGACGACAAUGCUACCCGAGGAAUAGUUUUCCAAACGAACACCAAAGAUGACUCCCCUGUGACUCCUGAGAACGUAACCACAUGUAAAUUAUCACCAGGGGCUUGUGUCUAUUUACAACUAAAAAAUGAAGUAACUGAUUCAAAUAGAGAGGAUUCAGUGGACUCAAUAAUCCAGAAGGAAAAGUAUCUUCAUGUUAAGAUUGGAGAUAUAGAUAAAGAACUUGUACUGCCAGUUUACAAGGCUGACAAGAGAUAUUUCCCACUGUACAGGGACACAAAUAGUGAACCAUGGGGAAUUAUUUCGAAUAUCAAAGUUGAGUAUGGUAGCACAAUAGUGACAAUUCAUGGAGUUGUUCAGAUUUACAACCAUUUCUCAGCUGCAAUGAGUUUAUUCAGGCGAGUCAAUGGGGCCUUUCAUUUGGUCGGCGAAGUACCACCGAAUAAAGUGUUCAAUGUACCUCUUCAUGCUAUUUAUGCUGUCAACAAAGAUCUCCACUUUUCCCUACCCAACUACAAACCAUCAAUACAAGGCAUUAACUGGAAGGAUUCACCAAGUGACUUCGAAUACCGAAGAACAUUGCAAUGCGAUCCAGAUGUAAACUAUGAACCCUUCUACAUAAAUGCUGUUCGAACAAGGAAAGAUGUUUACUACGAGGUCACAUCAAAGAUAACAAUGCUAAGUGUAUGCUACAUUAUCCACUUGCGACCACCUGUUCUUCUUCGCAAUACACUUCCAAUUCCGAUUAUCAUAUCAGUGGCCGGUUGUAGUGUUGCAAGGGAUGGUCAGGUAGUUCUUCCGCCACGACCAGAGCCCAAGGACGAGAGUCAAAAUCUAUCAGUGUCCCAGAAAGAGGGCGAAGAAUUCCUAGACUAUGGAGAGAAAGUCGUUCAACCGGGAGAAAUGAUUCACUUGCCAACAAUUCAACUGGCUGCCGCACAUGGGGAAUCCUACAGUAACAUUGUCAUCCGAAUAAUUCAGUAUUUGGACAAGGAUUGGUCUUGCACAACAGAAAUCCCGGCAAAUCCACCGGAAUUUGCUGUAUGGACAUUCAGAUCAUUCGAUUCUGUAGCUGAGAUGUCCUUUGAAUUGGGUGUUCACUACGAAAAUCGCGAAGGGAGCCUACAACUCUCAAUCUAUUGUCCAUUCUGGAUGGUCAAUAAGACAGGAUUAAUGCUGAGCUACAGGAAAUCCCGAAAAACCGAAAGAAAUGAAUUGUCUGGUAGUCCUUCAUCAAAGGGAACGGAUGAGUCAAUCAACGUUUUAUACCAUCCACCAGAAUACAAUGGACCCAUUCUGUUUUCUUUCCGCGAGAAGGCCUUCUUUGGCAAAAAUCGCGCAUCAAUUCGCAUUGAUACGGGUGAAUGGAGUGAUAAAUUUCCAUUGGAUGUUGCUGGAUCGAGUGGCGUUGUGGCAUGUCGUGCUAAAGAUACUACGUAUCAGAUAGCUGUGCACAAUGCCCUGACGAAGUAUUCCCUGACAAAACAAAUUACAUUCUUGCCCAAUUUUAUUCUGGUCAAUAAGACGCCAGUUGAUGUUGAAGUGCAAGAGGAGAAUCGACCAGGAGAUCCCUGGUUUACUGUUCCAUCGCAGGAAUGUGUACCACUUUGGCCGAAAGUUGAGUCAAAUCCCAUGUUGAGAAUUCGUGUUGAUGGUAUUGUUACGCCACCGUUUCGGUAUACGGAAGUCCAGUGUUCGUUGUUGAAGUUGCAGCACAACAAAUACGGUGGGAUUUUUGUUGAUGUGAGCGUAACGGAGGGUGGGACUUUUGUUCAGUUUACGGAGUAUUUCGCUGGAAAUGCUCCUGCUCUGAUUAUAAAUCACACGGAUUCGUCAAUGAGUUUCUGGGAACGUGGGAAUGUCAAUGAGAGGAUCUUGAAGCCCAAUGAGAAGAUGAUGUAUACCUGGGCAGAUCCAGCUGGAGAUCGGGUGAUCUACUGGAAUAAUGGCCCGAAGGAGAAGAUAGAAAAUGAUCUGCAGAGAGAUGGAGUGGGAUCCUUUGUUUAUGGGGAUGAUAGUUCUAAAGUGUACUGGUGGGUAUCUUUUCUUGAUGGGGUUCAGCGAGUGUUGCUGUUCACAAAGAGUGAAGCAAUCGCCAAUGAAACUCAAUCAGAUCAUCGAAUGGAUAACAUUAACCAAGAGAUUGAACUGAAUAUCCAUGGAAUUGGCCUUUCAGUGGUCAAUAACAUAAAAUCAUGCGAUGUGAUAUAUAUUGGGAUUGCAAGUUCUGGGGUCAUUUGGGAGGAAUUCAAAAAGUCCCGCUUCAAACAGAUGAAAAUCAAAGAAAACCUCCUGGUUGAGGAGAAAUACCAAGAGUAUUUGCGUGAUCAAAUUGUUGGGAAUCAGCCAAAGAAGAAGUACUUCAUUGAAGGGGAAAAGCACGAGAUUGACUUUAACGAGAUGAAGAUUCAGAAAUCAAACCUUAGGGCAAUUCGCAGAGUCUUUUAUCCAGGUUUAUGGUUCCAACUCAAGACAUCACCCUUCCAGACACAAAUGCACGCCAAAAUCAAUCGUAUCCAAAUUGACAAUCAGACUCCAGAUUGUAUUUUCCCAGUGAUUCUAGCUCCGGUGCCGCCGCCAAAGAGCGUUGCAGCCACGACUGAGCUGAAGCCUUUCGUCGAAGCGUCCAUUGUUGAGCGAGUUAUACCGUUUUCAACGGUUAAACAGUACAAAUACUGGAAGAUUCUAAUGCAGGAAUUCCACAUUCGCAUUGAUCUUGGUGUUAUCAAUGAAAUCUUUGAUAUGAUCAAUACGGAAGAUUCUGAAGAGGAAAUAGUCAAGAUAUUCGCACAAGAGCUGGCAAGGCUCAAAGAACCACUGUCUUCUUUUGUCUAUGUCCAAUCAUCGCAGGAACAGAAGAACUUCUAUGAUCAACUCCAUUUGGGACCACUCAAAGUUCAUGUAUCCUUCUCAAUGUCCGGCUCUGACACUCGCAACAUGCCAGGAAUCCUCUCAACGCUCCUUCAGAGUGUUGGAGUCACUCUAACGGACGUUAACGACGUCGUCUUCCGACUAGCCUUCUUUGAUCGGGAGUACGUUUUCCUUACGCAGAAACAAAUAAUUUCCGAAUGCAUGGCUCACUAUACAGGACAAGCUGUGAAACAACUGUACGUGUUAGUGCUGGGAUUGGAUGUCAUAGGGAAUCCGUUUGGGUUGGUUGUUGGUAUUAAAAAGGGAGUGGAAGAUCUAUUUUACGAACCUUUCCAGGGGCUCAUUCAGGGUCCUGGAGAAUUUGCCCAGGGAUUGGUGUUGGGCGUGAGGAGUCUCUUUGGGCAUACAGUCGGUGGGGCAGCUGGGGCUGUGUCAAAGAUUACCGGGGCUGUGGGUAAAGGUUUGGCAGCUCUGACCUUCGAUAAGGAAUAUCAGAAGAAGAGGAGAAAUCAGAUCAACAGGAAACCGGCCAAUUUGCAAGAGGGCCUGGCAAGAAGUGGAAAGGGUCUGGUAAUGGGUGUUGUAGAUGGAGUAACGGGUGUCUUUUCCAAACCCAUCAGUGGAGCUAGGUCUGAUGGUGUAGAGGGAUUUUUCAAGGGUCUGGGUAAGGGUGCAGUGGGUCUGGUAACAAGACCAACAGCCGGGGUUGUUGAUUUUGCCAGUGGCAGUUUUGAGGCUGUCAAGAGAGCUGCGGAGAUGUCGGAAGAUGUUACGAGACUUCGACCACCGAGAUUCCUAAAAGCCGAUGGAGUCGUUCAGCCCUACAGUCGCAGAACGGCAGAAGGAAAUAAGCUUCUAAAAGAAAUCGACAAGGGAAAGUAUGCAGACACCGAUAUAUUUGUGCACAGUGAGACAAUUAUUGAGCACAGAGAUGUGUUUGUUGUGUCUGACCAACGUGUUCUCUACUGCGUACGCAAUGAUUUAUUCGGUGGAUGGCAAAUUGAAUGGACUCAUCGCUGGGAGGAAAUUGCUGCAAUUCAGGCAACACCCCAAGGUGUGGAAUUGCGCCUAGUGAAGGAGCAGAAAAAGGGUUUUGGUGGCUUAUUUGGUGGUUCAGAGCAACAUCGAAAAGUUCUAAUGAUCCCAAGGGUAGCUCGUCGAGAGCAACUUGUGUCCAUUAUGAUGGAUAUCAAGGAGAAGAGAAAAUAAAUCUAUGUCACGCUUUCAAUGCUAAAUAUUCCACUAGUCAUGGGAAUAAAUGGGGAUUUGGCAGAAUCUUAAUAUGGGAAAUUUUAUCCCAAAAAAUUUUUGUAUCUUCUAGUAACUAUCCCUACAAUGCUACAACUUUUUGCAUUUUUACUACACGUUUUCACAAAAUUGGCACUCAAAUAUGAUUAUUACGCUUCCAUUGGGCAAUAAUAAAAUGUUUUAUAUUAUCUUUUUCUGAAAGUCAUGUAACAAAAACAAAAGAAAAGCUACAAAUAUUAAUAAAAGAGAUAAUGUAAUAUGAUUUUUUGUGAGCUAAAUGUAAUAAAACAGUCCAAUAUAUUUUA
Messenger RNA from Phlebotomus papatasi, 10418 nucleotides. It is a transcript of the gene Vps13, whose product is annotated as intermembrane lipid transfer protein Vps13. NCBI's taxonomy places the organism in Eukaryota, Metazoa, Arthropoda, Insecta, Diptera, Psychodidae. The coding region runs from base 97 to 10074 and encodes 3325 amino acids. The record is from RefSeq and is a predicted model, not a curated record. Gene Ontology annotation, biological process: protein targeting to vacuole; protein retention in Golgi apparatus. Gene Ontology annotation, cellular component: extrinsic component of membrane. The transcript is spliced from 8 exons.